AUGGAGGCUUCUACAGUAGUGAUCAAGAUCAAGUAUGGGGAUACACUCAGGCGCUUCAUUGCCAAAAUUAUUGAUGAGGGACUGAAUUUCAAUAUAGAAGGACUGAGAAUGCAGAUAUUUUUCCUUUUCAACUUUCCUGUAGAUACCUCGCUCAUGCUGACUUAUAUUGAUGAAGAUGGUGACGAGGUUGCACUUGUUGAUGAUGAUGAUCUGCGUGAUGUGGUGAGGCAGGCCCUGAACCCCUUGAGGAUUACUGUGAAACAAGCUCGUUCAAGUGGAAAUUUUCCUCCCUUGUCUCGAGUUCAGACACCCUUUCAGAAUCUGAACCCUAAUAUCUCCGAAAUUUUGAAAUCUGUGCCAGAACCUCUACAGGAAACUGUAAAGAAGCUAUUGAUUGAGUUGGCAUCAAAAGUGUCUUCAUCUGUGCCAGGUAUAGCCGAGCUUGUUGAUCACUUCUCCGACAGGGGUUUGUCCUACCUUGAUCAGCUUUCUGAUUCCCAACCUGGAGCGCAGCGUAAUACCCAGAUUGAGGUUUGUGAAAGUAUCACAGAUACUGAGCAUUGGAAUUCCUCCAUGAUUGAUCCAUCGACAUCAAAGGUCCUGUCAAGCGUCGGACCAAAUGAGCAACCUUUGAAAAACCACGAGAGCUCAGCAAAAUACAUACCUCAGACAACCCCAGAAAAAAAUGAGGUCAAACUAGGAACCGUAAAAGGAGGUAGCGUGGAGGCCUCGUCUUCCAAAGCACCUGAAGCUGUGAAUGCUUAUGUUGGCAACCCUUGCCAUGAUUCUCUAUGUGAAUCAGUAGGCGUGGAUCCUAAACCGAGCGUAGUUCCUGUCUCUUCUCUCUCACAAGAAAAAUGCUUUGCAGGAACAUCCAGUGCUGAUACAACUGAGAAGGUUUGUUUGACACCUUCAAAUUACACAUCUGAUGUACAAAAGCCUAUUAAGGCUGGGCUGGAUUUUCUUCGAUGGAAGAAUGCCAAAAUGAGUGCUCCAACUAUUUAUCCCGCUCAUACGCCAUGGAACUAUCCAGAUGGCAGUAUAAAAUAUGUAUUUCAUGAUGGUGUUUGGAUGGACCCUAGUCUUGUGAGUCAAAGUCCAUUUUCGGCAGUACCUGUUGGAAAUGACUCUGCUACCCCACCACAUUCUGUUUCUCAAAGGAGGAGCAUUAGACAAAAUGAUGGCACUGGGAAUGUCUUCCAUCGGGGUGUUCGUUGCGAUGGUUGUGGGGCCUACCCUAUAACUGGUCCCAGGUUCAAGUCAAAAGUAAAAGAGGAUUAUGAUCUCUGCAGCAUCUGCUUUGCCGAAAUAGGAAAUGAUACCGACUACAUCAGAAUUGAUUGUCCAAUAUCUUAUCGACACCCCUUGUUUAAAAAGGGGUUGCAUGGCCUUCAUCCCAGGGAUCAGGCUGAUUUAAUGUCACAGGCUAUCAGGGGUUGCAAGGUUAAACCAGUUAUACCCAAGUUUGAUAGUCGCUUCAUUCAGGAUGUGAAUGUCAUAGAUGGUACUGUGGUGGCCCCUUUAACUCCAUUUACCAAGAUUUGGAGGAUGAGAAACAAUGGUACGGUAGUGUGGCCACAGAGAACUCAACUUGUCUGGAUUGGAGGAGACAAACUAAAUAAAUCACUUGCUAUUGAAUUAGAGGUUCCCGUGGCCGGUUUACCAGUAGACCAUGAGCUAGAUGUUGCAGUUGAUUUUAUUGCUCCUGAGAUUCCAGGUCGGUAUAUCUCAUAUUGGAGGAUGGCCUGCCCUACUGGCCAAAAGUUCGGACAACGUGUUUGGGUUCUCAUCCAUGUUGAUGCUUCUGUUAAGGAGCCUCUACAUGAGAGAGUCCGUGACUUGAAUCUUAAUUUUCCUCCUCCAAGCAAUGGCUUAACUAGUCCUGAAAUUAUAAAUAUGGAUCUAGAACCCAUGGUGGAGGACGGUCACCCUGCGCCCAUUAACUCCAAUGACAACAUGGAAGUAAGUGAACCAAUGGUUGAUGUGCAGCCAAGCAAUGAGCACGAGAACAGGUUCCCCAUUGAUGAUAGCUUGUUGUUUGGAAGUGUUGCUGUGUCGAACUCUUUGCCUUCAGCACCUCCAUCUGUUUUGUAUCCUGUUAAUGAUCUCUAUGAGGUAGUACCCCCUUUACCUUCUCAAGCUCCACCUCUUCCUGACGUGCCUCCACCUCUUCAAAAUGCACCCCUAUCAGUAUCAGAAAAGAAUGAAGUUGAGGAGAAACUACUUAGGGAACUUGAAGCAAUGGGCUUCAAACAGGUUAAUUUGAACAGGGAGAUUUUGAGGAAGAAUGAGUACGACUUGCAGGAAACAGUGGACGAUCUUUGUGGUGUUUCUGAGUGGGAUCAUAUUCUCGAGGAGCUUGGGGAAAUGGGUUUUCAUGAUACAGAACUGAACAAGAAACUGCUGGAGAAGAACGAUGGAAGUAUUACAGGUGUGGUUAUGGAUCUUAUUGCUGAAGAGCAGUAG
Molecule: messenger RNA, 2466 nt
Organism: Fraxinus pennsylvanica
Lineage: Eukaryota; Viridiplantae; Streptophyta; Magnoliopsida; Lamiales; Oleaceae
Source: the annotation of a GenBank genome assembly